CUGACUUACAGAUUGUUUUUCCUAGAUAUGUCAGCUUACAAAGGACAUCUCUCUCCUCCUAAGAACUUAAAUUCAAAAAAUGUCCUUCUCCAGUAGCUCUCCUGUGGCAAAUACAUUUUUAGUGGACUCUUUAAUUGGUGCUUGCAGGACGGACAGCUUUUACUCCAACAGCAACAUGUACAUGCCGUCUGGCUCAGAAAUGGGAACUUACGGAAUGCAAACCUGUGGACUCCUGCCGUCUUUCGGCAAAAGAGGGGAGGUCAACCACCAAAAUAUGGGCAUGAACGUCCACUCGUACAUACCUCAGAUAGAUAACUGGACUGAUCCGAGCAGACCCUGCAGAAUAGAGCCUCCCAAUCAGAUGUCAAACUGUACAUUUUCACAGAGCAUAAAGGAAGAGAGUAAUUGCUGCAUGUACUCCGAUAAGAGAAUACAAAAAGUCAACUCUUCAGAAGUCCCCGCAUAUUCUAACGUUAUUCCUGAAUCGUGUCCGGUCGAUGGUCCCGAGAUCCCGGUUCCCGGCUAUUUCAGACUGAGCCAAACUUAUGCGAACGGGAAGCAUCAGGAAAACUACUGCCAUGAAGCACCGAGUCCAAACGCGACACUGAUGCAGCUCAGCCGGGUCACCCCGAAACCGCAGCCCUCGUCGGCAUCUUCUAAUUUCUCAGAGGUGGAUAAAAAAAUUGAGGACGCUUCGCAAAACCCGGAAACCGCAAGAACGCCGGUCCCCGUAGAAAGCCCGGAUCCCAAGUCGGGCUCGGAGGAGAAAAACUGCUCAGUGGAAGCGCCUGUGUCCAGUCCUGAGCUGCUACAGAAGGAAGGGAAAGACUGCAAGAGUGACACUCUCACAAACAACUGGCUGACAGCAAAAAGUGGGAGAAAGAAAAGGUGCCCCUACACAAAGCACCAAACCCUGGAGCUGGAGAAAGAGUUUCUCUUCAAUAUGUACCUGACCCGAGAGCGCCGCCUAGAGAUCAGCAGGAGCGUUAACCUGACCGACAGGCAGGUCAAGAUCUGGUUUCAGAACCGCAGGAUGAAGCUGAAGAAAAUGAACAGGGAAAACCGCAUCCGUGAACUGACCUCAAAUCUCACCUUUUCGUGAGGCUGCAUGUGUUAGCUGUCUUUCCCCCUCCUCGUCCUUCACAUAUUGAUGCUUCGCUGGCAUUGGACAUUUAUCUCAAA
This is a messenger RNA of Pundamilia nyererei, 1182 nucleotides long. RefSeq names its product homeobox D10a (gene hoxd10a). Gene Ontology annotation, cellular component: nucleus. The record is from RefSeq and is a predicted model, not a curated record. The coding region runs from base 80 to 1102 and encodes 340 amino acids. Gene Ontology annotation, molecular function: DNA-binding transcription factor activity, RNA polymerase II-specific; RNA polymerase II cis-regulatory region sequence-specific DNA binding. NCBI's taxonomy places the organism in Eukaryota, Metazoa, Chordata, Actinopteri, Cichliformes, Cichlidae. Gene Ontology annotation, biological process: regulation of transcription by RNA polymerase II. The transcript has 2 exons.